UGGGUUAACCUGUGCUGCCAGUAGUCAUAGACUACCGGCCGAUUGGAAUGGUGCUUUUGUUUGAAAUCUUUGCCAAUAUGGGGGUGGACACGUCAGUAACGUAUGGAGAUGGAUUUGAACUUUAAUAUGUUUGAGUACUUAGUAUUGGUAGUUCGUCUUUGAUACUUAGUAUAAUGUUAUAUGAUAACUGUUGCUUGAAGUAUAGGGUUUCCAUAAGUUAAAGAAUAACCAUACUCUAUUAGAAACAAUGGCUAGUCCAAGAACUCGCCGAGUCCUUCAGGAUUUAAAACCAUACGACAAUUUUAAAUGCUUUGAAUGCAAUGCCCACAAUCCACAAUGGGCUUCUGUCACAUAUGGUAUCUGGAUUUGCCUUGAAUGUUCUGGGAAGCAUCGUGGUCUUGGUGUACACUUAUCCUUUGUUCGAUCCAUUAGUAUGGAUAAAUGGAAGGAUGUUGAACUUGAGAAAAUGAAGGUUGGUGGGAAUAGGAAAGCUAGGGAGUUCUUUGAAUCUCAACCAGAUUGGGAUGAUACUAUGUCCUUACAACAGCGCUACAAUACAAAAGCAGCAGCAUUAUAUCGUGAUAAGAUUGCAACUCUUGCACAAGGACAUGAAUGGAAUGAAGCCACUUCAUCAGCACAGAAUUAUGACAGUAGCUCGAUGAAUAGAUAUAACAGUAGUUCAGGCAUGGGAAGUAAUAGCUAUGGUAAUGACAAUGGAUUAUAUCAAAGCAAUUCAGAUUCUGGAAGCUAUCAGUCAGGUGGGGGAUAUCAGAGCUUGGAUGCACAACAGAAUUUCAGAGACCAAAAAGAAGCAUUUUUCUCACGCAAGCAGAAUGAGAAUGCUUUGAAACCUGACGAUGUUCCUCCAAACCAGGGAGGACGUUAUUCUGGCUUUGGCUACACAAUGGAUCCACCCCCUCGUAGCACCUCCCAAGAGUUCUUUGACAGUGCAGUGUCUUCUCUAGCAAGUGGUUGGUCAGUGUUUUCUGUGUCUGCAACCAAAAUAGCAAGCAAAGCAACUGAAGGAGCCAUUAAAAUAGGAGGGAUAGCAUCUCAGAAGGUAGCUGAUAUAAGUGUUUCUGUUGGGGAAAAGGUGAAGGAAGGAUCGCUGCUAGAAGAUGUCAGUACACAGGUCUCAAAUCUUGCUACGAAGGUAGGAGACAUAGGCAGAAGAGGGUGGAGAGAUUUAUCAGGAACAAACACUGCUUCUUCUCCAACAAAGGGAGAUACUUCUGAUGGUAUUUCCACUGAAAAGUCUUCAUUGCUAUUAGAAGGGGGUAAUGCACCAAGAAACAAAAUGGAUAACAUUGCCACACCACUGCUUACUGAUAACCAAGGAACCUCAAGAGAUGUAGAGGAGUGGCUAAAUUGGAAUUCUGAAGAGAAACAGCAAAAUUCCAAGAUAGCAUGCAGUCCAAAAUCUUCUAAUGAAUGGGGCAGCUGGCCUUCAGAUUCUUCUCUGCAGGGUGUUAGCAAUGGGCCAUCCACAAGAAAAGGAAAGAAGAAAACUGGGAGUACAAAAGAAGGUUUGUUAAUUGAUUUAGCUGAGGACAAAGGGAAUGACUGGAACUCCAAGUGGGAUGAUGAUGCAUGGGAGAUAUUAAAUAAGAAAGAAUGAAUAUUUUGUGAAAAUAAUGACAUAGUAGCUUCAUUUAAAAUGUAAAUUUCCAGUGCCCUGCCAUUGCACUAAAAAUUGGAAUGUGAGCCAUUGUGUUCAUGCCAGGUUGAUACAAUAGGUCAGGGUGAUGCCAUUGUUCUGGGAAGUUUAGUGGACCUUACUUGGUUUUCAACUAACUAAACUGCGAGGUGCUAGGUGCUAUUGAACUGCUACUCCUUCUGUACCCACAUUAGCAUGUUAUAGCUUUAAUAAGGUAUCUAAUCUUUUUGAAUAUAAACAUGGUACAUUAACUCCUUUUCACGCAUGUCAUAUGCUAUCACAUAACUCAGCUAGCCUAAGUGUUUUUGAAAAGACCAGUCAGUUAUCAGGCUGUUUGCACUGAACUGUGUAAGAAGCUAGUGGUACCAAGACUAUCAAUGGUAAUAUGUACAAAACGAAGUGACAUAUAUUCUUAAUAAAUUGUAUGUUGCAACUCAGGCUUGGCAUUGGUCACAAUGGUUGUGCAUUGUCUCCUUCAACUUGAAUAAAUCUGCAGUGUGUUGUUACCUUGAAUGUUUCAAUAAACUGACAACUUGACAAUAUAUUUUAUGACAAAGCAAGAUACAGUGAUUAUAAAUUAUAUUUCUUAGUCUGAGUUAUAGCUGUAGUAAAAUAUUUAUCAGGUCUUGAUUUUUAUAUGCAUUCCAAUAACUUGGAUUUGUAUUAAUUCUGGUACAAGUGGUGCUGUCCUAGCACAAUUUAAAUUUUGUUCUUAUAAUCUCUAUGAAACAAAAUUCGGUAUUUUGUGAUCUGAAUUCAAAACACAUGAAUAAAAAAUGGUGUUCUACAAUUACAGAUGUAGUGACUUUGGCAAAAUAAAGCAAGAUACAGCCAUCAAUGACAUCUUACAUCUUCCUUGCAUCAUCAUCAUAUAUGACCUAACACUGAAUACUCAAAGUAAAGACUGUUUCUGUUAUGUCAAGAUCAGUAGCCUCUGUCACCAUAUGUUGGUUUUCAAUUAUCCCUCUCAUUUAUACUGGCAACAAAAUCAUGGGUGAUCGUGUUACCCCAGUAGUGGGCUGAUUUGAACAUGGUAAUAAGCCUUCAGAUUCCAUAAAAUAUGGUGACUUGUAUACCAACUAAGUGACUCAGCUUCUCAAGAAGGAUCCUCUUCCAUGGAGAUCAUAUUGUAGUUUUUAACUCCCAUAAAGCUGUUACUGACAAUGAUCCAGGAAAACCACCUGUCUGGCUAUUGGGUUGUUAUUCCACAUUAUUAUGCACCAUAUUUAAUUCCAUUACAUGUAAAAGCCAUAUUUACAUUGAUUACAAGUAUAAUACAUCCUGUAUUAUUAAGGUAUCCUACAGAAUUUAUAUGUAGAUACAUUUUCUGACUAUGGAAAUAGGAAAAUAAAAAAAAUUCACCUGACCUAGUUCUAACACACAUGUAUACACACACCCCAUCCAUGUUCUGUAGGAUGUACUCUUCUGUGCUUACAAGACAGAUAAUGAAAGGAAAUAAUUUGAUGUGGUACAUUGCAAUAACUUAAGGUGUGUGUUUGAACAGUACCAUAGUGUAACUGCUCACUGGUUACUUGUAUGUAAAAUAAUGCAGCUUAACCUGUGCUUAUGGGUUGGUUUAUCAGUGCUGUUGGUAGUUCACACUGUAUAACAUUGAAAUGUAGGAUUAUUAAUGAAGGAUAUGGAAUUGGUCGUGGUCUAAUUUUUGGUUCAAGGCAUCUGUUUGGAGGAAAACCAUGAAAAAUUAAAGGCAGGUCUCCGUGCUGAUAUUUUAACCCAGAACCUUUCAGAUGCCAAUUAGGAGUGUUAACCAUUCAGCUGUAAUGUGCAGUGCCAGGUGAAAGAUUUAUGCAUACUGAAAGGAAGUGGUUAUGGGUUGGAUAAUAUCAGGUCUUAUAUUUGAGACCCUUUUUUCAUUAUAAAAUUUCUCUAGUCUGUCAUUUGGUGAAGCAGUGAGGUUCAAUCAGAUAUCCAAGGACAGUGCUUCAACUCAGUAUAAAGUAGGACUGUUGGGUUACCUGUCCACUUUAAUUACUAAUCAUAUUAACUUCCUUUUUAAUAUGAGGUUUCAAUGCACUAGCCUUUUACAUAAUAUUACAAUUAGGCAUGCAGUAGUAAUCAGACAGGCUUGUCAGUGAAAGGUGUGCAGAACUUCAUCCAGAAUUAGCCAAGUCUUGCUUGGGGAGUGGGGCUCACCAGUUGGCAAGAUGUUGACCCUACACAAUGAUUUGGGCAUACAUACCAAGUUAUGUUUCUGCAUAUCCUAAGCUACUGUCAAGCUUGUUUGGCUUCUGAUGUACUUGUUGAGCCAUGUUAUAGCACAAACAAUACAGUUUGUCUUUUUAUAUUAAUUUCAAUAUUAAUGAUUGAAGGAUUGUAUGUGUCUUUCAGGGCAGAUUUGGCUUUUUUAUAAGAUGUAAAUUGGGUUAUCAGUUUGUCAUUAUUUUAAUUUGUACAUUCAUAUAUAAUUCACAUUGUCUGGAAUGUUGAUGGUACUUGGUAAACAUGAAAUAUAUCAUUGAAAUAAUUCAUUACUUCCCUUUCCAGAUAUUUCAAAGAGACCCUAAUACUCACUUUUAAUACAUUUGAACAAAUUUUGUAGCUCUGGUUUCAUUAAACCAUUUUCCAAUUCA
Molecule: messenger RNA, 4248 nt
Organism: Zootermopsis nevadensis
Lineage: Eukaryota; Metazoa; Arthropoda; Insecta; Blattodea; Termopsidae
Product: ADP-ribosylation factor GTPase-activating protein 1
Biological process (GO): regulation of endocytosis; regulation of ARF protein signal transduction
Cellular component (GO): Golgi membrane
Molecular function (GO): GTPase activator activity
Source: RefSeq, a predicted model, not a curated record